Ilex paraguariensis (yerba mate) is the source of this 756-nucleotide messenger RNA. NCBI's taxonomy places the organism in Eukaryota, Viridiplantae, Streptophyta, Magnoliopsida, Aquifoliales, Aquifoliaceae. The record is from the annotation of a GenBank genome assembly.
AUGGUAAAAGACAAUAUUAUUCACAUCGCACUAGAGCAUGAAGAUGAGAACAUGGUACAAUGCUUUUUAGAUACCUUCAGAGGAACCUGCAACGAUCUUGUAACACAGAAAGACGUAGAUGGCAACACAACUCUCCAUUUGAUGGCUGCUUCCAAUCUCAAAAUGCCUCAACUCAUAAAUCAUUUUAUGGCAGAUAAGGCGGCCUUAAACAAGCAAAAUUGCACUCCCCUAGACAUGGCACCUAGAAAACAUGGUGAUUUAUGGAUGGCACUCAGCAGAGCUGGGAGUACUUCGAGCUUUCAAAAAGUGAUGAGCUGCCGUCAAAGCGAGAUAAAGAAAGUUACCGUAGAGAAAGAUUUGUUAGCUCAAGAGAAGGAAAAACUAGCAGAGAUGAGGAAAACAUUUGACACCAAUAUGAUAGUGGCUGCAGUUAUAGCCACCGUACCGUUUACGGCUGGAUUCACCAUGCCUGGUGGCUACAACGAAAGUGGCACUCAAAAUCCAGUCCCAGGAAUGGCACUGCUAUCACAAAAAAUCUGCUUUUCAAGCAUUUAUGAGAAGUUUUACAUUUUUGAGAAAUAUGCCUAUGCCACUAUGUAUCUAAUUACUGCAGCCAUUUUAGCGAUGAUGGUUGCAUUUAGUACAACAACUUAUGUGGUGUUGGAACAAUCAUUGACCCUCGCAAUCACCACCUGCGUUGUUGGUGUCAUCUCUAUACUCAUUUCUUUUUUAUUGCGUUGUAAAUUUAUGUGGUAA